Messenger RNA from Diprion similis, 2367 nucleotides. RefSeq names its product protein-L-isoaspartate O-methyltransferase domain-containing protein 1-like. Gene Ontology annotation, biological process: protein modification process. Gene Ontology annotation, cellular component: cytoplasm. Lineage: Eukaryota; Metazoa; Arthropoda; Insecta; Hymenoptera; Diprionidae. Gene Ontology annotation, molecular function: protein-L-isoaspartate (D-aspartate) O-methyltransferase activity. Bases 599 to 2299 code for a protein of 566 amino acids. The record is from RefSeq and is a predicted model, not a curated record. The transcript is spliced from 5 exons.
AUUUGGGAGAUUCGACAGGAAUUUUUACAAUUCCAGUGUUGCCUUCUACUCGCCUGCUUGACUGACUGACGGUUGAGCAACAAACAGGGAGAGGGGCGGGGACAGGGGGGCGUCGAGUCAUGAAAAGAAUAAAAGAAACUCGAGACUGAUUAUCCGACAUUGCCGGAUUUCCGAAAUCUCCAAAUAUCCUUCGCUCGAUCAAAUUGCGAUUCAACGUUCUGAAAUAGUUUGUCCGAGUUGCUCAUCGUUUGUCGCGCCACGGCGCAGAUCCACACAGCACCGCUGGUGUUGUUAUGUAUUUUGUGUUGUAUAAAAAUGGUGGUUAUCAGCUGAUGCGCAAACCCGAUACACUCUUGAUGAACUCUCAUUUUAAUCAAAACAAUUGUGUCGCGACGACAGGAGCACAAGCCAGUAUCUAAUGGAUGAUUGUUACCUCAAAAGACUCAAGUUGUUUUACAUCGCGCCAUAUUAUCUGCCGUUAAUGUAACAUAAAUAUAAAUAAAUAACAAUUUUUGGAAAAACGGCUGUUGAAACUGACGUCACGACGUUCCCUACCGACAUUCGUUGUCUGUGACCUACGUUCAUCGAACUAACUUCGAUGAUGGGAGGAGCCCUUACUAUUGGACAGAACAAUGACGAGCUGGUCGAGUAUUUAUUGGAAACUGGCUAUGUCCGGAGAAAGGAGGUCGAACUUGUUUUCAGAGCUGUGGAUCGCGCCAACUAUUUGCUUCCUUUACACCAGGAAAGCGCGUACAAAGAUCUUGCCUGGAAACAUGGAAACCUCCACUUAUCCGCACCUUGUGUCUACGGAGUUGCAAUGGAAUUUCUGUCUCUUAAACCUGGACAGAGCUUUUUAAAUAUCGGUAGCGGCACUGGAUACUUUAGCACAAUGGCUGGCUUGUUUCUGGGACCGUAUGGCAUUAAUCAUGGCAUCGAAUUGCAUGAAGACUGUCUGGAAUAUGCUCGCGAGCAAUUGGAAAACUUCAAACAGAACUCCUAUGCUCUUGAAGAAUUUGAAUUCUGUGAGCCUUCGUUCGUACAAGGUAAUUGUCUGCGCGUUACACCAGGCAAAGAAUAUGAUGCGGUUUACUGUGGGGCAGCAGUUUCUGAAAGGAACGUGGCUGCUAUUAAACGGUUUGUACGAAUUGGAGGAUUGGUCGUGAUGCCAUACAAGGGUCGUUUAUGUUGUUUCACGAGGACUGACGAAAACGUGUGGGGAUGUAAAAGGUCCUUGAAAGUAUCAUUCGCCACAUUGGUCGUACCUGAUCCAGCGGAUCAGAAUUCAAUCACUCUGCCUGACAGCGAACCUCUGUCCCUCCAGGAACUAUGUAGAAGUACGGUGAGACAGAUAUUGCGUGAAAACGUUUGGACAGAGUAUCCGGAGCUCGAUAAGCGGUAUAUAAAUACUUCACAUCGUCGAACACGAAGCAAUUCUUUUUCCAAACAGUCCGACGACAGCUUGUCGAACGACGACGAUGACGAUGAUGACGAAGAUGAUGAAGAGGAGGAUGAUGACGAAGAUGAUGAAGAGGAGUACGAUGACGACGACGAAGGCGAAGAAAUCAUCCAUUACGAUCAUGAGUAUCAAAGCGCUGAGUUGGACCCGGAUUUCGUUGCUCGAACACGUCUUCUUUUCGAUAUGGCGCUAGAUACUGAGCCCACGAGUAACCCGCUACAGCUCAGCAGAGUCGCGAUGCUCGUGCAGCAGAGAACUGGCGCGGUAGGUCAGCGGGUUGGAGCUGCUCUAGACAGGAUAGCCGAGGAGAGCCGGAACGAUGAUGUUCCGAUGGGCGUUGGGAGCCCGAGCACCAACUUGGAACACAACGAGAGUUCCGGGAUGGCUGAAAACGAGGGCACAGAUGCUGUCUCUGUCGAUCGGAGCAGCAGUGAGGCUGUUCGUAGUCGGGGAAAACAGCCUGACGAGCGUACCGCGCGUCGCAGAGAGAGCGACACCGAGAGUGACAGCGAAGAUGAGCUGCCGACACAGUGGAAGAAGAUGGCAAAACGGGAAAAUUCGGACAGCGGCAUAGUCGAGGACGUCAAUGUCGCCUACGACGACAGUAGCUCGAGCUGGAGCGCUGUCCAUUCGUACUUAGAAGCCGACGACGACAGCAUGGACGUAGACUUGUCGAGUGUUGCGCUGAGAAAAACUUUCGAACGAGCUUGCGGUGAGAAAAAGUCCGAAGAUCCGGCCUUCGUUCAGGGCCGUUUGUUUAUUAAUUACUUUAAGGAAAAGAUACAAAUGCUACCAUUGCCGGAAACGAUGAAGAUAUACAUAAACCACAAUCGAAACCUAUAAAUAAUAACUGUAAACUACCGCCAUCAUUUGAAUACUAAAUCUUAUUAUAUAUAUAUAUUAUCUUUGAA